Ustilaginoidea virens is the source of this 1593-nucleotide messenger RNA. RefSeq lists its product as uncharacterized. Gene Ontology annotation, molecular function: protein serine/threonine kinase activity; ATP binding. The record is from RefSeq and is a predicted model, not a curated record. Lineage: Eukaryota; Fungi; Ascomycota; Sordariomycetes; Hypocreales; Clavicipitaceae. Gene Ontology annotation, biological process: intracellular signal transduction; peptidyl-serine phosphorylation. The coding region runs from base 1 to 1593 and encodes 530 amino acids. The transcript has 7 exons.
AUGGGAAACGGCCAAGGGAAGCCCGUUGACCUCAGUGGCGAAGUGAAUCUUAACCAUUUCCGCCUGCUGCGAGUCGUCGGUCGAGGCGCGUUUGGCAAAGUGCGAAUCGUCGAGCGCAAAGACACUAAUCUCGCCUUUGCCUUGAAAUACAUACGAAAAGAUGAAGUUGUCAAAUCCGAAAGCGUGCGAAACAUUGUCCGCGAGAGGAGAAUGCUGGAGCACGUGAACCAUCCUUUCAUCUGCAACUUGCGGUACAGCUUUCAGGACAUUGAAUACAUAUACCUGGUGGUGGACUUGAUGAGUGGCGGCGAUUUGCGAUUUCACAUUUCGAGAAAGACGUUUACCGAAGAGGCGGUUCGUUUCUGGAUAGCCGAGCUGGGAUGUGCCCUGAGGUACAUUCACGGCCAAAACAUCAUUCAUCGAGACGUCAAGCCCGACAACGUCUUGCUGGACUCUGACGGACAUGUACACUUGACGGAUUUCAAUGUGGCAUCAGACGUGGUGUCCGGACGAACGCUGAUUAGCAAAUCCGGCACAUUGGCCUACCUGGCGCCAGAGGUUUACUCGGGCAAGGGAUAUACCGUGUGCGCCGAUUGGUGGUCGCUAGGAGUGUUAUUUUACGAAUGCAUCUACAACAAGCGACCGUUUGAAGGCAAUAGCGAGUCUACUCUCAGCCAGCAAAUCCAAAACUCAAGCCCGAGAUACCCCGUCACUCAACCGCCCGUUGCUCUGUCCUGUUUAUACGCCAUCCGCGCUGCUCUCAAUCCCGACCCGCAAACACGCAUGGGAGCGACGUGGGAAAGCUUCAUCUACAACGACUUUUUCCGAACCAUCGACUUUGAUCUGCUCGAACAAAAGAGGAUAGAGCCGAUCUUCAUCCCUUCGUCGGACAAGACCAAUUUCGACGCAACGUAUGAUUUGGAAGAAUUGCUGCUCGAGGAGGCUCCUCUGGAGGCGCGAGCCCGGCGGCAGAAGCCCCGGGAGAAGUUGAAGGAGGAUGCUACGGAUCAGGAGAUCCGGGAGGAGGAGCUGUAUCGCAUGAUUGAGAAGGAUUUUCAGUCGUUUGACUACACCGUCGCAGCCUAUAAAAAAAUCACUGAAGAAGCGUCUCGCAAUGUCGACUCACUCCCUCGGCACGACAUGACACCCUACGGCGGGCCACAAGCACUCACCACAGACGAAGCCACGCCUUUCCCCCCGCCUGCGUCAUCACUUCAUCAGCCAUUCCAGCCCGGCCCAUCACAAGUCCCCUCGCCGUUCGAUUCCCGACAAGGUCGUCCCACGCGUCCUGCCCCGCCUCCGCCUCUAUUCCCGUGCGAACACCUCUCUCCACCCCUUGCUCACGCGAGCAACCGUGUGGCCAGCCGAACAGGCGGACUGCAAGUCACACUGGACGGAGGCGGCAGCUGGUCCGACUUGGCCCGCCAGGACGCAACCUUGCCCACGGACGCCAACGUGCCGUCAGACGCCAAGCCCGAAGGCUCGAGCGGCAUGUUUGGCUUCCUCAAGGGCAAAAGAGGGAGGAACAACAGCCCGAGGCCCAAAGAGAGGGGUGUGUUGGGCAAGGAAGGCGCGAGAGUUGUGAUUAGUUGA